Molecule: messenger RNA, 1167 nt
Organism: Cucumis sativus (cucumber)
Lineage: Eukaryota; Viridiplantae; Streptophyta; Magnoliopsida; Cucurbitales; Cucurbitaceae
Source: the annotation of a RefSeq genome assembly
AUGACUAAAAGAAAGCAACGAUUCUCUCUUCUUAAACAACCUAUAUCCUCCACACUGAAUCAGCAUUUGAUAGAUUAUCCAACCCCGAGCAAUCUUAGUUAUUGGUGGGGGUUCGGUCCGUUAGCAGGUCUUUGUUUAGUCAUUCAGAUAGUGACUGGCCUUUUUUUAGCUAUGCAUUACACACCUCAUGUGGAUCUAGCUUUCAACAGCGUAGAACACAUUAUGAGAGAUGUUUCAGGGGGCUGGUUGCUCCGUUAUAUGCAUGCUAAUGGGGCAAGUAUGUUUCUCAUUGUGGUUCACCUUCAUAUUUUUCGUGGUCUAUAUCAUGCGAGUUAUAGCAGUCCUAGGGAAUUUGUUCGGUGUCUCGGAGUUAUCAUCUUCCUAUUAAUGAUUGUGACAGCUUUUACAGGAUACGUACUACCUUGGGGUCAGAUGAGCUUUUGGGGAGCAACUGUAAUUACAAGCUUAGCUAGCGCCAUACCCGUAGUAGGAGAUACCAUAGUGACUUGGCUUUGGGGUGGUUUCUCCGUGGACAAUGCCACCUUAAAUCGUUUUUUUAGUCUGCAUCAUUUACUCCCUUUUCUUUUAGCAGGCGCCAGUCUUCUUCAUCUGGCCGCAUUGCAUCAAUAUGGAUCAAAUAAUCCAUUGGGUGUACAUUCAGAGAUGGAUAAAAUCGCUUUUUACCCUUAUUUUUAUGUCAAGGAUCUAGUGGGUUGGGUAGCUUUUGCUAUCUUUUUUUCAGUGUGGAUUUUUUAUGCUCCUAAUGUUUUGGGGCAUCCCGACAAUUAUAUACCUGCUAAUCCGAUGCCCACCCCGCCUCAUAUUGUGCCGGAAUGGUAUUUCCUACCGAUCCAUGCCAUUCUUCGUAGUAUACCUGACAAAGCGGGAGGUGUAGCCGCAAUAGCACCAGUUUUUAUAUGUCUCUUGGCUUUACCUUUUUCUAAAAGUAUGUAUGUGCGUAGUUCAAGUUUUCGCCCUAUUCACCAAGGACUAUUUUGGUUGCUUUUGGCGGAUUGCUUACUACUAGGUUGGAUCGGAUGUCAACCUGUGGAGGCACCAUUUGUGACUAUGGGACAAAUUUCUCCUUUUCUUUUCUUCUUCUUCUUUGCCAUAACGCCCAUUCCGGGACGAGUUGGAAGAGGAAUUCCUAAUUCUUACACGGGAUGA